Merops nubicus (carmine bee-eater) is the source of this 861-nucleotide messenger RNA. Its product is annotated as probable G-protein coupled receptor 141. Gene Ontology annotation, biological process: G protein-coupled receptor signaling pathway. Gene Ontology annotation, cellular component: membrane. Lineage: Eukaryota; Metazoa; Chordata; Aves; Coraciiformes; Meropidae. The record is from RefSeq and is a predicted model, not a curated record. The transcript has a single exon. Gene Ontology annotation, molecular function: oxysterol binding; G protein-coupled receptor activity. The coding region runs from base 1 to 861 and encodes 286 amino acids.
AUGCCCAACAGCAGCAUAACCCAGCAGAACCACUCCUCUGAGAUGCUGCCAGACACCUCGGAGGGCCUCCAGGUGGUUCUCAUAGCCCUGUACACCAUCAACCUGGCUGGGGGCACCCUCGGAGUCAUCCUGAUGUCCUAUCAGUUGUUCCAAAGGAGAACACGAUCUGUGAUGACCGUCAUGAUCAUCAGCCUCUUGGUGCUGCACACCUUCAUGCUCCUCAGCAUCCCCUUCCGCCUCAGCUACUACAUUUUAAAGCAGUGGAAAUUUGGGAUGUUCGCCUGCAAGCUAGCCAGUGCCAUCAUCUACCUCCACAUGUACAGCACCUUUGCAUUUUACGUGGCCAUCAUCCUGCUACGCCUCUUCCCACUGGAGUUUAGGAGGUGCUACACCCAGCUCUGGGUGGCUGCUGUCUGGUUGGUGGGAGUGCUGGUGGUCACACCCCUUCUUCUCUCCUACUACGGCACCUCUAGCACCUAUCACUCCUCCCAGUGCUUCCAGUUCCACAAGGAGAUGAGGAAGACGCCCAUGGUGAUCAUAAACUACUGCUUGGUUGGGAUUUUGGUGGUGGUUUGUGCCCUGCUCACCGUGAUCCAGUUAUCUGUCAUCUGUAGACUGGCUGUGAAGUACUGGCCCGACAUCAACUCCCACGUGGAAUUCAGGGCUCAGGCAAAGAGUUUCUUCUUCAUCUUGGUGACAUUAGUCUGCUUCAUGCCUCAUCACGUGUUCCGAGCGUAUUACAUCCAAAACAGGCACCUGGGUGAAGACCAGAAACUACUCUCAUACAAUGAGAUUUUUUUGGCUUUAACAUCCAUGUGCUGCUUGGAUAUGUUGUGCUUCAUAGCAGGAAUAGCCCACUGA